Mobula hypostoma (lesser devil ray) is the source of this 5696-nucleotide messenger RNA. RefSeq names its product transcription factor E2F3-like. NCBI's taxonomy places the organism in Eukaryota, Metazoa, Chordata, Chondrichthyes, Myliobatiformes, Myliobatidae. Gene Ontology annotation, cellular component: RNA polymerase II transcription regulator complex. Gene Ontology annotation, biological process: regulation of transcription by RNA polymerase II. The coding region runs from base 276 to 1547 and encodes 423 amino acids. The record is from RefSeq and is a predicted model, not a curated record. Gene Ontology annotation, molecular function: DNA-binding transcription factor activity, RNA polymerase II-specific; protein dimerization activity; RNA polymerase II cis-regulatory region sequence-specific DNA binding. The transcript is spliced from 7 exons.
GAGGCAUUACGCGCGUAAAGUGUCUCCCUUCAUUCAUCGUCAGCUUCCUGGAGCCAUUUUCAGAGCUUAGGGCUGUUUUCAGGACUUUUAAAUCCCUCGCAUUUGACCGUCCCCGCCUUCAAUAUCCCGCCGUUACUAAGCCCACGGCCACUGGGGUCUGCGCCCACUUUGCACCGGUGUUAUUUUAUUCUUUUCCGAGGAGGCCUACCACAUAGAUUAAGAAUAAUCCAGUGGGGAAUUGCCGAUUGCUGGAGACCGGCCCGAAGUUGCAAGGCAUGCGAAAAGGAAUCCAGCCCGUUCCGGGCAGAGCUUCGGCUGGAGUCGGGGUGGCGGCUGAGAGGGCGACAGCGGCCGCCGGCUUGUUCGGCGCCUUGGCCGCCAACGGUAGCGCGCCAGGCAAAAGCGCCGGUGCUGGCAGCCCCGGGAUCCGGCUCCUGACGCAGACGGCGGCGGCGGAAGGCUGCUCCACUCCCCGCGGGGCGGCCAGCAGGACGGGGCUGGCGCCGGCCACGCCGGGUAGGACUCCGGCAAAAAGAAGACUGGCAUUAGAUGAAAGUGAUCAUCAGUACCUGGCUGCUGACAUAUGCACUCCAAAAGGAAAAGGCAGGGGUGCAAUGAGAAGCCCCAGCAGUCCAAGAACUCCCAGAUCCCCAUCAGAGAAGACUCGCUACAAUACUUCUCUGGUCCCCCUCACAAAGAACGUGGUUCAGCUCUUGGGUCAAUCCCCAGAUGGUGUGUUGGAUUUGAACAGAGCUGCAGAGGUCUUAAACGUGCCAAAACGAAGAAUCUACGACAUCACUAAUGUGUUGGAAGGUAUUCAUCUCAUUGAAAAGAAGUCCAAAAAUAAUGUUCAGUGGAUGGGCUGCAGCCUGAUAGACAAGGAUGGUCUGCUGAAACGAUGCCAAGGUCUCAAUCGGGAGGUGGCGGAGCUUAGCCUGAAGGAGAAGAAGUUGGAUGACUUGAUCCAGAGCUGUACCUCAGACCUCAAAAAGCUGACGGAGGACUCUGAAAACCAAAGAUUAAAUUAUGUGACCUAUCAGGACAUCAGAAAGAUCCAGAGCUUUAAGGGUCAGGUGGUAAUAGCUGUGAAAGCUCCUCCUGAAACCAGGCUCGAAGUACCUGAUCCUUAUGAUAACUUGCAGAUACAUUUGUCAAGUUCAAAGGGGCCUAUUGAGGUGUAUUUGUGUCCAGAUGAUUCUGCAGCAUCAAGUAGUCCAUUGAAGACUGGCAGUAAGGAACAUUCUAGAAGUAUUUCUCAGUUGUGUGUCCGAGAUUUGGAUAUUUCUAAUGGGAUGGAGCACGGUGAUGAUUUGGGUUCACAGUUUUCUCACCUUUCACCCUCGAACUCACUGAAUAAUCUUUUGCAACAAACUGAAGAUCAGAUUUCAACACCCACAGAAGAGGAAGGACUAUUUGUAAAUUUGUCUCCAUCAGUGCCUCAGGAAGAUUACCUGUUAAGCAUUGGUGAUAAGGCAGGAAUCAGUGACCUGUUUGAUUGUGAUGUUGAUAGGUUUUUCUCAAUGGAAAGUUUUUAUGUAAGUAAUUAAAUACCCUUGGAUGAGCAGUUGUCGGUAUGGACCUGAAAACUCAAUGCAAGGUUGGGUAUUGGUGAUUGAUGAAUGGAAAUCUACAUCAGCUAUAGGAGCCUUCUGCUGGUAAAACCACGAUGAGACCUUAAUCUAUAUUGGCUACUGAAAUAAUUUACAUUGAUAUUUUAUAUAAAUUAUGUAUUAGCAUGAAUUGAAACUUAACUAUUGAUCAUCAUUUUUGUCUGAAUGGUGAUUUUUGUUUUUUUGUUUUGCCUUGGACAUGCACAGUGUAAUUUUCAUUGUUCAAACACUUCAAAUCCUGGUUAGCAUUUUGACCAGAGUCUUCCGAGGUGAAUAAAUAAGCUGUUGAAGUUCUUUUAUUGGAGUUGAGAGUGAGGUGUAUAAAUGUUGUGCAAGAAAACUAUCCACAAGAAAGGACUGUGCUGGUAAAUACUUUGUUCUGUGGUUGUGCUGAAUGUAAUGGUGUCAGUAUUUGUGGGAUAGUAAGUCUGCUUUAAUACUGUGUCACCGUGGGGAGGAAAUCUUUAGAUGGGAAUAAAUCAAAACGUUAAAACCAACUGCAAGAAUGAUUUUUUGAAACUCAAGAACCUGCAGAUGCUGGUAGAAAGACAAACAGCUUGAAAAACAGCAGAUCUAUGGGGAACAGUUGAUGUGUCAGGUUGAAUACCUUCACAUAAAGUUUCUUAAAAAUGUCUUUGUGGAAAAAUCCAUUUCACAAUUGUAGCAAAAUGCUAUAACUACAUUUUUCAUUAAUUUCUUUGUGACCUACAUUUCCCCCCAGCCCCUUCUCCACUGAGGUACUGUCACGAGCAAAUUCUGUUUGAUAGCUUAGUGUGAGAUGGUCCUUUGAUAUGGAUAAUUUUUAGUUUUCUUACCACACUAUCCUGUUUGAGGUACAACUGGCCAAAUUAAGACACUUGCUGAAUCCUCCCUAGUCCGUGUGUGUGGGCUCCUGUAGCAUUGACAUUUUGGAUUUGACCAUCUGCUCAAAAAUAGGAGCUUGAUGUAAUGAUUUAAAACAUUCUGUUUCAUCUCCCUUUCCAAUCUGUGUAAUGCAUUUUUGAUAUUACUUUGGGCUUGAAUCGUUGGAUUAAGGUGGACCAGACAAGUGGUUGAUUUCUGUUGACCAGUUUCAUGUUAUGCUUUAAAAAGAUUUGUGCAGUUAACCUGACUUUGUGUUAACAAGAAUCCAAAAAAUUGUAUUUUAUUCUCUGGAGGAAUAAGAAAUGUAACUCCUGCAGAUGCAGACACAAUUGGUGGUGGGUGGGAGGAGAAGUGUGGAGGGGAGGGUGGUCAGUGGAAAGGAGCUUCCUUGUAUCUUGGUAAAUGCAGUGUCUAUUCAUGGAGUCAGAGACCAGUUCUGUAUCUGGUGUGCUCCGUGACCUGCCAAUAAGUCAUCUGAUGUUAGCUAGGGCAGGAAUUAUGGUGGUGCUUUUGGUUGUGGCUUUCAUGAGAAGGGAGGGGACAAAUCAACUGAGGUUUGACACGAAAUAGGAUAAAACUACACUUUUGUAUCUGGUCAAAUUUAAGUACUUUAGGCUUGUAUGUAUUACAACAAGUUGGGCGAGGUGAUGAAGCACAACUGAUAAUGCAAAUGUUGCAUUUGUCAAAGUCUUUGGGGUUGGAGAAAUGGAAGUUCAGUAUGAUGUGUGGACUUGGUCUUAUAUCAAAAUUCAGAUUCCAAAAUCUUUCUUUUGCUGUAGAUUUGAAAAGGAGAUGAAGUGUGAUUGAAUAAAAAUGUGCUGCUUAUUAUUUGUGUACUUGGGAACAUCCAGUCUAAAAAUAUAACAAUACCAUGUACAUGGAUUGAAGGAGGAGGAAUAUUUUAAGCAACACACACAAAAUGCUGGUGAACGCAGCAGGCCAGACAGCAUCCAUAGGAAGAAGCACAGUGGAUGUUUUGGGCUGAGACCCUUCGUCAGGACUAACUGAAAGAAGAGAUAGUAAGAGAUUUGAAAGUGGGAGGGGGAGAUCCAAAAUGAUAGAAGACAGGAGGGGGAAGGAAAGAGCUAAGAACUAGAAAGUUGAUUGGCAAAAGGGCUACAAGGCUGGAGAAGGGAGAGGGUCAUGGGAUGGGAGGCCUAGGGAGAAAGAAAGAGGGAGGGGAGCCCAGAGGAAGAUGGGAGAGCAGGUGAGGAGUUAUUGUGAGAGGGACAGAGGAAAAAAAGGGGAAAAAAUAAAUAAAUAAGGGAUGGGGAUAAGAAUGGGAGGAGGGGUAUUAACGGACACGUUAAGAGUAGUCAAUGUUCAUGCUUCUGGUUGGAGGCUCUGCAGACGGAAUACAAGGUGGUGUUACAGCACCCAUAGGAAGAAGUCUGUCUGGCCUGCUGCGUUCCACCAGCAUUUUGUGUGUGUUGCUUGAAUUUCCAGCAUCUGCAGAUCUCCUCGUGUUUGAGGAGGAGUAUUUAUCUGGUUCCUAUUCCUUAUUGUAGGAAAUUGCCUUUAUGGAGUUAAAGAUAGCUGAACACAUUUAUUUAAACCCUUUAGUCCUGACUCUGCUGAUCUGCAGCUGAUAUAUUUUAUAUUAAUUUUGCAUAUACUGAACAUUUCCUUUGUUGCCAUUAAUAUGAAAUAUUUUGAAGGCGCAAAGGCUUCAAUGAUAUUUCAAAAGUUGAAAAAAAAACCCAUUUGUCUACUGGUUAACAUGAAUUUUGACAUCAGUUGUUAAGUCCUGUGGCAAUAUUAAAAAACUAUCGAAUUGGCAUGGUUUGCACACAUGCUAGAAGGGUAGCCCCAGAAGGGUAUGAAAACCAGGCAACCUUUGUUCCAAUGAGUCUCUGAAAACUUAUAAAAUAUCUACUUUAAUUCCAUUUUCCCCUUGCAUUUUGAUCAUCUUUUGUUUUUCUUUCCUUCCCCCACACCAGAGUUCCCGGAUUGCACUUGGGUCACUGGAGCGGAAGGUCUAGAAGCUCCUGCCACUGUGUUGGCCCUAAAGUGUCAAUCUUCACUUGUUGCAGAAUGUGUUGAUUUAAAUUCUUUGGACUGUACAGAAUGAAGCCAUGCAAGUAUGUUUAUGUCAAUAUAUCCUGUGCUUUAAAGCACCAAAACAAAAUCCAUUGUCACUGCCUCUGUCGUGGAAUCAGCAUUUUCUUUUAAUCUCAAAAGCCAUGAUAUUUGGUGCUGGCACUCUGCUUUCGACUGGUUAAAAUACAUUGAAAUUGCUUGUGUUUGGGGGGGGGGGGGAAGAGAGAGUCUGACCGUGUCAAUUUAAUAUCUUUCUUUCCACCACCACAGCAACUUUGUCUGUCCCACUGGUCACUUGCGAGGCUUGAGGUUCAAUGCCCAAGCACUAAAGCUGCAAGGCUUGUCUUGUUUCAUACUGCAAGUCCUUUACUUAGGCAAAGCCUUUGGCUCUCGAUGAUUCUUAUGAGCUGCAUGUGCUUCUGUCUAGUCUUUGAAUCUAAUUAAUCCAAACAAAUUCUGUUACGGUAUUAUCUCAAACAGGGAUAUAUUCAUCAUGGACAGUGUUGGUAAGCACCUUAAACGGUGCUUGUUUGGUUUUUGUUUGCAAUAAAUAUAAAAAAAAACAUUGAACUGUAUAAGUGGUAAGCUCUAUAGUUCUGUCCAAAAAAAUCGAUCCUGAUGCCUUUAGACAUUUUUAAUUUUGAAGAAAUGCCCAGAAUUUUGGGUGCCUUCAGUUUGUUUUUUCAUUAAUAAGUUUGUGAAGCUGUACAGUCAGAAUACAAUAUGUUUGAAGCUGUGUAAAUGUGUACAGAAAGAUCCACGUAGGACUAUGUAUAAAAGAAUUAAAAGCAUAAAUAAAAUAUUCAACAGUGACUUGUGAAUAUGAAUUGUGAAAAGGAUGAUCUAUAUUCUAUUUAAAGACUGCAGCUUUCAGUCAUAUUCAUUGGCUGCUGCUUUGCACACGUUUACCCACCAUCAAUGUAUUUUCUUGCUAUUUUAUCCCCUCAAACUUUGUGCCCUUCCAAAGUUUACUAUAACACUUUUUUUCAAGAAAAGGUACUGAUCAACCUUUGAGGUGAAUGCUGGUUUAAAGAUUUGUACAUAGCAUUUGAGAAGUGUGUAUCACACAUUAAACUUGCAAAGUACAAGCAGAAUUCUGAAUUGUCAUAGUAUUUUGAACAUGUUUAAACUUUCAAGCUUUAUGAAAAAGCUUCCAUUGAAUUUCUUAUGUUUAAAUUUAGA